AUGAGCACCGACACUGCUCUGUUACAGGAUCCGAAAAACCAUCCUGACAAUGCGAACUUGCCAAACGUCAACGAACCUGCGACAAUCCUCGGAGUCACUGUUUCCUUCCUGGCACUCGCCAUCUUCACAUUGAGCUUCCGAUUAUGGUUCCGCAUCAAGGAACGCCUUUGGGGUUGGGAUGAUGUCUUCGUUGUUCUCGCUGCUACGGCGAGUUUCAUCGGAGAUAUCAUGGUUUGCAUGAUGCCCGAGGAUGGUCUUGGGCUGCAUUUGUGGACACUUGAUGCUGAACAUCUAACGGCAUAUUUCAAGCACAUCUAUGCGACAAAUGCUGCGUACACCGCAAGUACAACCCUGAUCAAACUCUCCAUCCUCAUACAAUAUCUCCGACUCUUUGCCGAAGCCGCGCCCUCCACCACUACCGCUCAAUAUCGACUCGCACGCCGUAUCACCUGGGGCAUGAUAUUGAUAUGCUCACUCUGGGGGUUGACUUUUUUCAUGCUCGCGCUUUUCCCCUGCAACCCCGUACGCAAGAACUGGAACCCUACAUUGCAGGGCACAUGCAUUGGAUGGGGCAGCAAAAACCCUGCCGACUUUUUCCACAUGUUUUUGGGCCAUGCUGUCAGUAACUGCUUACUGGAUAUCAUGGUCCUUCUAGUACCUCUGCCCUUCGUAACCACGCUAAGGAUUGCGGGUAAAAGCCGAGCAGGCUUAGUUGGUCUGUUCAGCUUGGGCUGUGUUGUCGUCAUCGUAGCUGUCGGUCGCAUGAUCGCUAUGUCUGUUAACAAAGCUGGCACCAAGCCUGUCCUAGACAUGUCCUUCCACACACCCAUCGUCUAUAUCUUCGCCGUCCUCGAAGUCAACUUCGCUAUCAUCACAGCCUCCAUACCCAUCUUCUGGCCCGCCAUAGCAACACUAGCUUCCAACAAGAUCUUCGUCGUCAAUGAAGUACAGAUCCACGUCGAACAUGUCACAAGAAACGAUAGCUUCGACUCCAGCGGUGGCAUCAGCCUUAGCGACCGAAAGAUACAAUCGUCAGGUGGGGAUAGCAAGAUGGGCGUUGUUACCACAAUAUCCGACCGAGCACCACCUCGAAAGUCAGGCGAGAAGUCAUCCAUUCACCAUCAUCACAAACCAAGCACCGCUUCAUCUGUCGGUCCAACCACCGGCUUUGGAGGAGGACGAAAACCAAGCACCGCCUCAUCCGUAGGCCGAACAAUGGGCAUGGACCUCGCCGGCCGCCCCAGCCAAGAAUCAUCACGCUACCUAUACCGCAUCCCGAGCAACGAAAACAGGAGCUCGAAAAGCCUUACGCAGAGCGAGGGCGACGACUGGUUCAUGGAGAUGGACAGGGCGAAUUCACGCGGACAAGUGACGACAACGGUCGAGAAGUCCUCGAUUCCGUUCGAGCACCUCAAGGCGACGGAUAAAAAGUAA
Molecule: messenger RNA, 1434 nt
Organism: Alternaria ethzedia
Lineage: Eukaryota; Fungi; Ascomycota; Dothideomycetes; Pleosporales; Pleosporaceae
Exons: 5
Coding region: 1-1434 (477 amino acids)
Source: RefSeq, a predicted model, not a curated record